GCCGCGGCAGAAUGCUACGGCCCAUUCUUGCAAACCUCCAUCACCCCUCUCAACAUUAGACAACAGCACACAACACCGCGUAAGGUGGUUUGUCACGCGCGUUGCUUUCUGUGCCGAAGAAAUCGACUUGUACGCAAAACAAAAGCAGUUCACAACAAUCGAGAAACAAUCUCCGUACACGUAAGCGAAGGGGCUCCAACGUACAGUUCUUUCCGUUUGUCGUUAUUCUGUAGCAUCAAUUUAUUCCAAUUACUAUCGACCUUUAUCGAAUACUUCUUUAUCAUUAUUUAUUAUCUUAAACGGUGUCCAAAGCCUUUCAUAGUUCCCGUUUCCUUUUUUCCCGCAACUGAUUUCUACGCACGAGAGUGCAGAGCAGAAAGCCGAAGCCAUGCUCUCGUCUCAUCCGACAAGAUUCACGUUGGUGCUCAUCACAAUCGUGGCGUGCACCUUCGCAGCCAUCGCCGUCUUCGCUGCUCCAGCCCAUCACGGCUACGCCGCCUGCGACCCCUCCGUCGUGCAGUCCAGCGGCUACAUCGACAUCCCCGGUGUGAGUGGGACACAGAAGCACUACUUCUACUGGCUGUUUGGUCCUCGUCGGUGGCCCACGGAUGGCAGCCAACCGCCUGUGAUUAUGUGGAUGACGGGCGGACCCGGGUGCAGUUCGAGUCUCGCAUUAUUGAGCGAAUUGGGUCCCUGCAUGAUGAACGAGACCUCCGGUGAGCUGCACCGCAACGCGUACGGGUGGAACGACGAGGCGUACCUGCUGUUCGUGGACCAGCCGACGGGUGUGGGCUACUCCUACGGCGACAAGGCCAACUACGUGCACAACGAGAGCGAGGUGGCGGAGGACAUGUACCACUUCCUGCAGGGCUUUGCGAGGAAGUUCACGUCGCCCUCCAUCACCGGUGCGAACGACUUCUUCAUCAUCGGCGAGAGCUACGCCGGACACUACGUUCCCGCGGUGAGCUACCGAAUCUUCCAGGGCAACCAGCGUGGUGACGGCCCCGUGAUCAACCUGAAGGGCAUCGGCAUUGGCAACGGCAUCACAGACCCGUACACCCAAUACCCGUCUUACGCGGAGACCGCCUACCACUGGUGCAAGGAAAAGCUCGGUGCCCCGUGCAUCACGGAUGCGGCCUACGAGGAAAUGCUGUCGUUGCUGCCCGCCUGUUUAAACAAAACGUGGGCGUGUAACAUGGGUCCGGAUGACACGGACGAGUCCUGCAGCGUCGCUAACGCGCUCUGCAGCGAGUACAAGGGCUACUAUUUCGCCACAGGCCGCAACAGCUACGACAUUCGCAAGACCUGCGACGGCCCGCUGUGCUACCCGAUGGGGUACACCCUCGGCUUCUACACCGAUCCGGUGGUGCGCGCUUCGCUGGGCAUCAAUGAUGCAGCGAACUGGUCCACGUGCAACAGCGAGGUGGGGGAGCUCUUCGACAGGGACCACCAGCGCAACUUCAACUACACCUUUCCGCCGAUGCUGGCGGCCGGCAUCCGCGUACUGAUCUACGCUGGCGACAUGGAUUACACGUGUAAUUGGAUCGGCAACAAGGCAUGGGUAAAGGCGCUGGAGUGGUCGGACACCGCAGCCUUCAACGCUGCACCGGAUCUGGAGUUUGCGGUGGGCGGUCGUUGGGCGGGUCAGGAGCGGAAGUACGGCAACUUCAGCUUCGUGCGUGUGUACGAUGCGGGCCACAUGGUGCCGAUGGACCAGCCGGAAGUGUCACUGUACAUGGUGUCGCAAUUCCUGCACGACAAGCGGCUGGCGUAG
This is a messenger RNA of Leptomonas pyrrhocoris, 1774 nucleotides long. Its product is annotated as putative serine carboxypeptidase (CBP1). The record is from RefSeq and is a predicted model, not a curated record. Bases 389 to 1774 code for a protein of 461 amino acids. NCBI's taxonomy places the organism in Eukaryota, Euglenozoa, Kinetoplastea, Trypanosomatida, Trypanosomatidae. The transcript has a single exon. Gene Ontology annotation, biological process: proteolysis. Gene Ontology annotation, molecular function: serine-type carboxypeptidase activity.